UACUAUCCCUGUGGCCUCUCCAAGCCUCAGUAUUCUUUCUCAUCUGUAAAAUUUGGAUAAUAAUAAUUGAGUAUUUACUGUGAAACAGACUCACAGUAAGCACUCAAUUAUGGCAAAUUUUAAAUUGCUUUCAAGUCAAGUCUACUGGGUGGCAAGGGAGGAGGUGUUACCCCAUAGGCAAGACCUGUACCAGAUCAACAACUCUGAGAAUCCACAUCUGUGCUGUGGGCCUUCUCUGUGUUUUUCCCAAUUUGUCUCUAAGUAUUGCUGUUUUGACUGUGAAUAGUUUAACCCUCUGCUGUUGUUUCUCCAGUUUAGCAAGAGCCUCCUGACCCAGCAGCCAAGACUGCCCCUGACCUGGAGCCAUGUACCCCAACCCUCUCAUCUACUGCACCUGCUGGGACCCCUGGAACUUGGGACCACGAAAGCUAAUCAAGACUCCUCGGCCACCAGGCAAGACCUCCACAGGGAAGACCAAGCUAACUCCUCUUGUACCAGCUUCAAAAAAACACAGUUACUGCCAACCAACAACAAAACCUCUUGUCCCAAAAAUGAAAAUCCAUUUUGGAAAAAAAGAAGAGAGUAUGAAAUUACCUUACGAAGUGAUAAACGUGUCACCUGGCUAUCGCCUUGUUCGGAAUAGGGAGCAGAUUUCUGUCACUUUGGGGGAUGAGAUGUUCAACAGAAAAAAGCAGUCAGAAUCAGAGAUCAUGAACAAAAAUCACUUGUCCCACAGGACUAAUAUCAUUUCUGACCUAGAAGAGCAGAUCUCAGAGCUGACAGCGAUAAUAGAGCAAAUGAACAGAGACCACCAGUCUGCCCAAAAAUUGCUCUCCAGUGAAAUGGAAAUCCGGUGUGCUGAGAUGCAGCGGAACUUUGAAACCAAGAACAGGGAGCUCAAAGAGGCUCAUGCAGCAGAGCUCAGUGAAUUGGAGCAAAACUACAAAGCAACCUUGAAGGCAGAGAGGUUGGCUGCCCAGGAGAAGCUGGAGGAGAUGGGAAAGGAAUAUAAAUAUUUGAAGAAUAUGUUUCAUAUGUAUCAGGACAGCAUUUCUGAUGAAAUGGAAGAUAAGUGGUCAGAGCAGAAGGCAGAAUGGGAAAAGGAUGAGAAGAUGGAGCGGGAAAAGAUCCUGCUACAGCAAAAGCGUAGGAUAACAAAAAAGUUGGAGUUAGAGUCAGAAGAAGAAAAGAGGAAAAUAAGUCAAUCCUACAGUGUUGUCUUUGAGAGUUUCAAUCAAGAAAAGGAGGAGUUCUUGAAACAACAUAAACUUGACACUUUGAAAUUAGAAGAGCUGGCGAAGACCAAAGAGAUCGUAGAGGGAGAGUUGCACGCACAAGCUAUUAUCCUAGAAUCACUUAACACAACCCUCUACCAAACCCAGAUGGAACUCCAGAAAGAGAAAGCUACAGUGAUGAAUCUGGAGAAAACACUCCAGACCAAGCUUGCCGAAGCCGAAGAAAAGUAUAAGUACACAAUACAGAUCCUGACACAAGAAAACAUGCAACUAAGGCAAAAAAUAAUUGCCAAGAAUGAAGAAAUUUAUGAAGGGCGAUCUGGGAGAUCGGCCUCUAUUACUAUUUAUGAAGAUUAUUCUGACAUUUUAGAAGAUGGUAGUAGCUCUUGCAACAAAAAACAAGAAUAAUAAAUAAAAAGUUGUUUUUCAUAGCUGAAGACAGCAGGAAUACCAUCUCUACAGGCCUAGAGAAGUCCUAUGAGGUUUUCUUCAGAAAUGCAUAUGAUUAGUUCUUGGGUUGCCUUGGUUCACUUCUGUCUUUUCACAACUUGCUUUCUUCUCAGUGGUUGGGAAUGUUUGAGUUCUUAUCUCUGUUGUGUGGUUUUUUCAUGACUGUAUUGUAAAAGGAUGCUCUCUAUACCUGGAGCUGAGCUUUCUUUGGGCAUCAUACUAUUUUCUCUUCUGCCU
Trichechus manatus latirostris (Florida manatee) is the source of this 1922-nucleotide messenger RNA. RefSeq names its product flagellum associated containing coiled-coil domains 1 (gene FLACC1). Gene Ontology annotation, cellular component: cytoplasm. Bases 366 to 1643 code for a protein of 425 amino acids. NCBI's taxonomy places the organism in Eukaryota, Metazoa, Chordata, Mammalia, Sirenia, Trichechidae. The transcript has 15 exons. The record is from RefSeq and is a predicted model, not a curated record.